This is a messenger RNA of Trichophyton rubrum CBS 118892, 1515 nucleotides long. RefSeq names its product subtilisin-like protease 1. Bases 1 to 1515 code for a protein of 504 amino acids. The record is from RefSeq and is a predicted model, not a curated record. Gene Ontology annotation, biological process: proteolysis. The transcript is spliced from 3 exons. Gene Ontology annotation, molecular function: serine-type endopeptidase activity. NCBI's taxonomy places the organism in Eukaryota, Fungi, Ascomycota, Eurotiomycetes, Onygenales, Arthrodermataceae.
AUGGGUGUUUUCAGAUUCAUUUCCAUCUCUCUUGCGGCUGUGUCCGCCGCCAAUGCCGCCCAAAUCCUGUCUAUGCCUCAUGCGCAGACUGUUCCCAACUCAUACAUUGUCAUGAUGAAAGAUGACACCUCCGAUGAUGAUUUCAAACACCAUCAGAGCUGGCUCCAAUCUACUCAUACCCAUAACAUCACCCGCCGUGCAACCAUUCAAAACGCCGGCAUGAGACAUAAGUACAACUUCAACAAGAUGAAGGGAUACAGCGGUAUCUUCGACGACGAGACCAUCAAGGAUAUCGCCAAGGACCCUAAGGUUAUGUUCGUUGAGCCUGACACUAUCGUCUCCGUCCACGGAAAGGUUGAACAGAGCAACGUCCCAUCGUGGGGUCUUGCUCGAAUCUCCAACCCCCAGCCCGGAGCCGACAGCUACACUUACGACAGCUCUGCCGGUGAGGGUAUCACUGUCUACAGUGUCGACACUGGUGUCGAUGUCAACCACGAGGAUUUCGAGGGCCGUGCUAUCUGGGGUUCCAACCAGGUCAACGACGGUGAUGACAGAGAUGGCAGCGGCCACGGCACCCACACCUCCGGUACCAUGGUCGGUAAGAUGUAUGGUAUUGCUAAGAAGGCCAAGCUCGUUGCCGUCAAGGUCUUGGGUAACGAUGGAAGUGGCCCUACUAGUGGCAUCGUCGCCGGUAUUAACUGGUCUGUUGAGCAUGCUCGCCAGAACGGCGGCACUAAGAAGGCCGUCAUGAACAUGUCUCUCGGUGGUAGCUCUAGCUCUGCUCUCAACCGUGCUGCCGCCCAGGCCGUUGAACAGGGCAUGUUCCUUUCUGUUGCUGCCGGUAACGACAACCAGGAUGCUCAGAGCAGCUCUCCUGCUUCCGAACCCAGCGUCUGCACCGUCGGCUCUUCCGCAGAAGAUGAUAGCCGCUCCUCCUUCUCUAACUGGGGUCCAGCUAUUGACAUUUUCGCUCCCGGCUCCAACAUUGUCUCUGCCCGUCCAGGUGGUGGUUCCCAGUCCAUGUCUGGUACCUCCAUGGCCGCUCCUCACGUUGCUGGUCUCGCUGCCUACCUUAUGGCUCUCGAGGGUAUCUCUGGUGGUGCCGUCUGCGACCGUCUCAAGGAGCUUGGUACCUCCUCCAUCACCGAUGCCGGCCCAGGCACCCCAACCAACGUCCUCAUCAACAACGGCGGUGCUAAGGGUGGCCAACCCAACCCCAAUCCUGCCCCUGCCCCAUCUCCAUCCCAGCCCUCCGAGCCCCAGCAGCCAACCCCCAGCCAGCCCGGUCAGCCUGGCGAGCCCUUCCCGGGAGAGCCCUUCCCUGGCGAACCUUUCCCAGGACAACCUUUCCCAGGCGAGUCCGCUCCCGCCCCAGCCCCCGCCCCCAUGCCACCAACCCCCCAGCAUCCGCAUACCCCCUACCCAGGUGGUGAUAACUUCGACUUCGAUUCAUUCUGGAAGAAGUACUUCGGCGGUGAGCACUGGCGCAAGAUGUUUAGCAGCUUCUGGAACUAA